AUGUUGCAGGGCUUGGCACAGAAUGUUUUAUAAAGCUAAAGAUCUUUUUAGGGGUGGUAUACCUAAUUAUUUACUGAGAGUAUGAAAGAUAAUACUACUAUAAUAUAAUGUACAUCAGCAAAGAAAACAAACAAGACUAGGAAGACCAGAAUUAUUACUGACCAUUUCUUUUACCUCAUAGUUUAUGUCAGUAAUUGAUAUACUAUUAUGUUUAGAGAUUACAUGUUUAAGAGACAUGUUUAAGAAUUUUGGCCAAUUAAAAGGUUUAAUCACUGCUAUAUUAUUGUCAUGUUGUACUUCAUUCUGCUUUUAUAUAUAUACACACAAAACUAUUAUGUCAGUUUCUUUAUGGCCCUAAAAAUGAUAUGACCUAAAUUGAGUGUGGAAAACAGUGUGAGAAUCAAAAAUUUUGAUGAUGUAAGCAGUUUAACACUCUAUAUACGCAGUGUGGCUAUAAACAGUGGCAUUGUCAGCAUCACUGAAACAAAAAACGUCUCAGUCUUCUUUCAGACAGACUAAUUUCACUUGUUAGAAGCACUUGAUCCUGAAGAGCAAUGGCAGCAAUUGUUACUGGUCUGAUCCCCAUCCUUCGCACUGCAGUGGACGCUACCACCACCUACAAAGGGCGCACUGUGUGGUUUGGCUUUCUUUGUAUUCGCCUUGUGACGCUUUUUGUAGCUGAAAUGCCUUGGUUUAAAUUGGACUCAGAUUUUAGCUGCAACAUAACCAAGGACAGUGUGUGUACUAGAGACUGUUUCAACCAGCACUUUGACAAGCCUGUGAUAAUGGCUUGGAACUAUAUUUUUGUCCUUCUCAUCCUGUCUGUCCUACUCAUGGAGCUUUUCACUUCCCAUGUAUACUCAGUUUUCAAGAAGAAGAACUCCAGAGAGAAGAAAGAAGUGGAAGUUGAAUCUCUGGGUGAGCUGAAAAGUGUACCUGACCUUAAUAACACAGGGACAAUGAUGUUAGACAUGCACGGAAGCAGGAAUGCUGUAUUAUUCUACCUGUUCAGCGUUAUGCUGCGGAUUUUGGUGGAGUUUUGGUUUGUGUAUGUGCUACUUUAUUGGAAUUUACCUAAACUAAAGGAUAGCAUGUUCAUAUGUACAAGUAAUAUCAAUGGAUGUCCUAAGCAGGAGUGUUUAGUAAGGUCUUUGGCAGAGAAAUGCAUGUCAAUCUAUGCUCUUGUGUCCAUUUCUGUCCUGGUCAUCAUCAGCAGCUGUGUGUUCUGUGUCUACUUCAUUGGUCACUACCUUUGUAACAGUUUUACCAAGGGACCUCAAAAUGUGGAAAUUCAUGAUUUUCAAAGUAGGAUUUAGAUACUCCAAAAAACUAUGAUCUUUCAUCUUUUUGUUGUUGUUAAAAUGUUCAAUCCAGUGUUACUUUUGUGUAAAAUAUUUCAAUGGCAUUGCUCAAUUUUGUUGUCUUUUACUGAAUUGUAAAAUUUUUGACAAUAAAAGCUG
Molecule: messenger RNA, 1460 nt
Organism: Clarias gariepinus (North African catfish)
Lineage: Eukaryota; Metazoa; Chordata; Actinopteri; Siluriformes; Clariidae
Product: gap junction beta-3 protein-like
Exons: 2
Coding region: 555-1316 (253 amino acids)
Biological process (GO): cell communication
Cellular component (GO): connexin complex
Source: RefSeq, a predicted model, not a curated record